Messenger RNA from Diaporthe batatas, 984 nucleotides. RefSeq lists its product as uncharacterized. The coding region runs from base 1 to 984 and encodes 327 amino acids. The transcript has 3 exons. NCBI's taxonomy places the organism in Eukaryota, Fungi, Ascomycota, Sordariomycetes, Diaporthales, Diaporthaceae. The record is from RefSeq and is a predicted model, not a curated record. Gene Ontology annotation, molecular function: acetylpyruvate hydrolase activity.
AUGAUAGCACCUAAGUGGUCACGUUUGGUGCGCUUCAUCGCCGAGGAUGAUCGGAAGGAAUACCUCGGCGAACCAGUUGACCCCGAUAUUGAUGUUGGGGCAGCCUUGGCAUCAUCUAGUGCGGUUCGGGUUCGUGUCUUCACGUGCACCUCAGCCCUGGAUACUUCGGCGGAGACAAUAUCAAAAGUACUUAAAAUCCACAAAGUUCUACCACCAUUGACUCGCAACGAAAUCGGGACCAUCCGUUGUAUUGGCCUCAACUACCGCAAACAUGCCAAGGAGAUGAAUCUGGAUCUGCCCCAGUACCCGACCCUCUUCUUCAAGCCGGCUGCCUGUCUGAACACCUCAAAUGCCCCAUUGGUCAUUCCCCACCAGGCCACGGAUUCGCAAGCCGACUAUGAGGCCGAGCUGGCAGUAGUCGUUGGCCGCAGCGCACGCAACGUCCGCGUCGAGGACGCCAUGAGCCAUGUCCUUGGCUACAUAUGUUCCAACGACGUCACGGCAAGAAAGCACCAGUUUUCCGGAGCUCAGUGGGGUUUUGGAAAGGGCUUCGAUGGCUUCGCGCCAAUGGGUCCCUGCCUGGUCAGCACCACGAGGAUCCCGGACCCAUCAGUCAUUUCUUCAAAGACAACCCUCAAUGGUGUUGUGAUGCAGGAUGGAAGAUGCGACGACAUGAUAUUCUCGGUUGCCGAGAUUGUGGCAUAUUUGUCUCAAGGAACAACUCUCGAGGCCGGCACCGUGAUUAUGACGGGAACACCUCAUGGCAUAGGGGUGAGUAGGACCCCGCCCGUUUUCCUAUCCCCAGGAGAUGACCUCCGCGUUGUCAUGAGUCACGGAUUGGGCAGUCUCGUGAACCGGGUUGAAUAUGAGAAAGCCCCCUCGAGAGCGGUCAAUGGAGCAGGACAAUUGGGCGGCGUGAACGGCCAGAAUGAACUGACCGGAGGCAAGUACAAUGGCUUUCAUACAGGCAAUGAGGGCUCUUAG